AUGGGGUCAGGGACCUCCUUCUUUCUCGCCCUUGACCCCACAGACCUCACUGUCGACCUGCUCGAGAAGCACCUCCUUGCAGCUGAGACUAGCAUAGUCGCUGUAGGUGCUUCUCGUGGCACUCCUCGCACUCCCUUCUUUGAGGGGUGUUCCCCCUCCCCCCUUGCCCCCUCUGUCGCUUCUGCUGCUGCUGUUGACUUCCUUCGUGCUGAGGAGGUCGGGGCUGCGUCUGCUCCUAGUGGGAGGCGCCACAGCGGCAAGGGCAAGGGAGGCAAGAGUGGUGGAGGUGGCAGCGGUGGAGGCGGUGGUGGAGGUGGUGGUGGCGGUGGGGGUGGCGGUGGGAGUGGUGGUGGGAGUGGAGGCGUCGGUGGCGGCGGUGGUGGCGGUGGGAGUGGUGGUGGGAGUGGAGGCGUCGGUGACGGCGGUGGUGGUGGUGGUGGUGGCGGCGGUGGUGGCGGCAGUGGGAGUGGUGGCGGCAACAGUGGUGACGGUCGUGGUGGAGCCCAUGGGGCGCCUGGGGGUAGUGUUCGCUACCCGUACGUCAUUCUCACAGGUGAUCAGGCCGCUGAUGUGCCGCCUGACCCAGGUAUAGAGGCUGCUGCUCUAGGUGCUAGUGCAUCUGCUCUCUCUGGUACUGCGCCUGCUAAGGCCUUGCACACCUUCAUGCUUGACUCAGUUCUUGCACGCUCCUCCACUGUUCUCCCGUGUCCGGCGGUUCCGUCUGGCUCACUGUCAGGUCUUCACCUCCCCUCGUUCUCUACGAACUUGUCGUUCACGCUUCCGGCCUCCCCGCAGCAGAAUGGGAUUGCUGAGCGCCGCAUUGGCUUAGUCAUGGAGGUGGCUCAUACCUCCAUGAUCCAUGCAGCUGCUCCCCAAUUUCUGUGGCCGUUUACGGUCUGGUACGUUGCACAUCAGCUCAACCUCUGGCCCCGUGUCUCCUUGCCGGAGACCUCGCCUACACUGCGUUGGAUGGGGGAGGUUGGCGAUGUGCCGGUUUUCCGGGUCUGGGGCUCUCGUGCCUUUAUCCGCGAUACCUCCGCAGACAAGCUCUACUCCCGCGCCAUUCCCUAUGUCUUCCUUGGCUUUCCCACUGUCACGCCUGGCUGGCAAUUUUACCACCCCACCAUGCGCCGUAUCUUGUUCUCUCAGGACGUCACGUUUGACGAGUCGCUCUUCCUCGCUCCUGGUCCCCCUCCGGUAGACCCCCUCCCCUUCAAGGUCCUGCUCUUUCAGCUGAGGGGGGGUGAUGUUGCUGCUGACGACGCGGCGGCCCCUGGCCACUCACCACGCUUGGAGACCCCUCCGGGUUUUCUACCUCAACCGUCUUCGCCGCCUCUGCAGCCGGUUGCUGUCGACUCUGGUGCUCUUGGGGAUGGUGUUCCUAGAGGUGCUGAGUCUGGGGGUGCUGAGCCUGAGGGUGCGGAGCCUGGGGGUGCUGAGCCUGAGGGUGCGGAGCCUGGGGGUGCUGAGCCUGAGAGUGCGGAGCCUGGGGGUGCUGAGCCUAGGAGUGCGGAGCCUAGGUGUGCUGAGCCUAGGAGUGUCGAGCCCAUAGGGGGUGUUCCCCUUCCCCCCUCCUCCCCUCUGUCGCCUCUGCUGCUGCUGUCGACCUCCUCGGUGCUGAGAAGGUCGGGACCGCGUCUGCUUCGAGCGGGCGCCGCAGGAACAAGGGGGGCAGGGGUGGGGGUGGCGGCGGAGGAGGUGGGGGUGGAGGCGGUGGGAGUGGAGGCGCGGCUGAGGAGGCCAGUGGCGGCAGUGGGGGAGGAGACAGCAGCGGCGGGAGUGGUGGCAGGGGCGGAGGCGGCAGCGGGGGCGGAGGUGGUCGUGGUGGCGGCAGGGGUGGAGGUGGCCGGGGCCGAGCGAGUGGCUCAAGGACAGUGCGGUCACGAAAGAAAGAGCGAGAAGCACCUGAGUCCAGUGUGA
This is a messenger RNA of Closterium sp. Yama58-4, 1920 nucleotides long. The record is from the annotation of a GenBank genome assembly. Lineage: Eukaryota; Viridiplantae; Streptophyta; Zygnematophyceae; Desmidiales; Closteriaceae.